AUGGAGGCCGCCUCGCCGGCGGGACCUGGCGGCCGGGAGCCGCACGCGCCGGGCUCCGCCAGCCUGCUGCUCUGGAUCAAGGGCAGACUCUUCACCUGGGAUAUUUUGAAAACAAUUGCCUUAGGUCAGAUGUUAUCUUUGUGUAUAUGCGGGACAGCCAUCACCAGCCAGUAUUUGGCAGAAAGAUAUAAAGUGAACACCCCCAUGCUUCAGAGCUUUAUCAACUAUUGCUUGCUGUUUCUAACUUACACAGUGAUGCUGGCAUUUCGAUCAGGUAGUGAUAAUCUUUUAUACAUCUUGAAAAAGAAAUGGUGGAAGUACAUCCUGCUUGGACUAGCAGAUGUAGAAGCUAAUUACCUGAUUGUCAGAGCAUACCAGUACACAACUCUAACCAGUGUCCAGCUUUUGGAUUGCUUUGGGAUUCCUGUGUUGAUGGCUCUUUCGUGGUUUAUUCUUUAUGCAAGAUACAGAGUGAUCCACUUCAUCGCUGUGGCUGUCUGUCUGUUGGGUGUAGGAACUAUGGUUGGUGCAGACAUAUUAGCUGGGAGGGAAGACAAUGCAGGUAAUAAUGUACUGAUUGGUGACAUCUUGGUCCUUCUUGGAGCUUCCCUCUACGCUGUUUCUAAUGUGUGUGAAGAAUACAUCGUGAAGAAGCUGAGCAGACAGGAGUUUUUAGGAAUGGUGGGCUUGUUUGGAACAAUUAUCAGUGGCAUACAGCUAUUGAUUGUGGAAUAUAAGGAUAUUGCCAGCAUUCAUUGGGACUGGAAAAUUGCCCUGCUAUUUGUAGCAUUUGCCCUCUGCAUGUUUUGCCUGUACAGCUUCAUGCCACUGGUGAUCAAAGUCACCAGUGCCACUUCUGUCAACCUGGGCAUCCUGACAGCUGACCUUUACAGUCUUUUCUUUGGACUUUUUCUGUUUGGCUAUAAGUUUUCAGGACUCUACAUCCUGUCCUUCACCGUCAUCAUGGUAGGUUUCAUCCUGUACUGCUCCACCCCAACGCGCACGGCAGAGCCAGCUGAAAGCAGCGUGCCGCCAGUCACCAGCAUUGGAAUUGACAACCUGGGGCUGAAGCUUGAGGAGAGCCUGCAGGAGACCCACUCUGCCGUCCUGUAG
This is a messenger RNA of Rangifer tarandus platyrhynchus (Svalbard reindeer), 1113 nucleotides long. The record is from the annotation of a GenBank genome assembly. NCBI's taxonomy places the organism in Eukaryota, Metazoa, Chordata, Mammalia, Artiodactyla, Cervidae.